AUGAAAAAGAAAAGAUAAUUAUCUUCAGAUGAUUAAUAAAAUAUUAAGAAACAACCUAAUGUAUAUGAAGAUUUAGAAAAUACAUAAAGUAAUGUUACUGAUCAAAUUAUCAGAAUGAAGUUUAGAGAAGCAGAAGAAUAUGAAAUUUAAUAAUUUAUAACAUCGCAUAAUGAAUAAAAGUUUCUAAUGAUUACUGGGUAACCUGGAUGUGGAAAAACUAUGCUCUUAACUAAAUGUAUUAAAUAAUGGUAAAAUACUUACACGACUAUUUAUAUAAAUGCAAUGUAAUGUAAAAAUUAUACAGAAUUUUUAAACAUUUCUAAAAAGUAAAUGAAUAUUAAGAAUUCCAAUAAUAAACAAUAAAUUCGUAAUAUCAUUAUGGAUAAACUUAAAGAUUUAAAUGCGUAAGAUUUAUACAAUAAUUAUUUAGUAUUAUCAUAGUUGAUGAGUUUGAUAAUUUGUUUAAAGUAAGUGAAAAAGAAGCCUUUGAUUUAUUCUCUUUAUCUAAACAUGCUAUUAUUAUAGGAAUCAGCAAUGAUAUAGAGUUUCUAUAAACUUAAUCUGUGAGAUACAAAUUUUAGCUCCCUUAAUUUAAAAAUUUAAUUCUUAAACCCUAUACAAUUUAGUAAUUAUAAGAAUUAGUUAUUGAUAAUUUAAAAUAACUGGAUAUAUUGUAAUUAUUUUAUCUUUAUAUAGAAAAUAUGAUGAAAAUGCAAUAAAAUUACUUACAACUAGAGCCUAUAAUGAUAAUGGAGGUGAUAUGAGAAAUGUAAAAGAUAUUGUUAAAAGAAUUUUGAGAGAUAGAAAUGAAAUGACAACAGAGGCUGUCAAUUAAGAAGUAGGUAUAAGUAUAAAUGAUAACAAAAUGAAAAGUGUUGUCACCAAUUUAUCUUUACAUUAGAAAAUAAUACUCUUAGGAAUUACUGCAUUAUUAAAAAAAGAUUCGGUUCAACUUGAAAUAGAUUUAUAAGAUCUUAUCAGGAAAGUGAAUGAAAUUAAAUACAAACUCAGUUUACCUUUAAGUGUAGACGUAGAAGAGGAACUUAAUUUAUUAAAAGAUUAUAACCUACUUACUACUAAAGAAGUUAAACAAUAAAAAAUGGGCUUUAAAAUUAUUGUUAAAAAAAUACAAUCCAAAUUCACAGCUGAAGAAUUGAAAUAUUAAUUAUCUGAUCAAGAUGCAUUUUAAAACAUUUUACAAUAACUAUGA
This is a messenger RNA of Paramecium sonneborni, 1210 nucleotides long. Lineage: Eukaryota; Ciliophora; Oligohymenophorea; Peniculida; Parameciidae. The record is from the annotation of a GenBank genome assembly.